UUUUUCGGCUGAAAAGGCGAAAAAGUCGCACGCUGUCGCCUGGUCCGCUUUUAUCGACGACGCGUGCUCGCCGCCUGCGACCUUGGACUGCCGUCUGCCGCGCGAACGCAGCUUUGUGCGCCGCGUUACUUUAUUGCGCCACCUCUUCCUACUUGCUUGCUUGCCAGCCCAACCAGCUGCGACAACUGCGACUGCGGUACAUUCCUACCGGCGAGCUCAACACGGCAUCGGGUCGUGGCGUUUCGAGAUAAGAAUUGAAAAAAUACCGUGCACGUAGCUACCUCCGUCAUGGAGGCCAUCGGACACAAACUCUUUCAGCUCGGCGACCCCGAGGGAAAGGGAUUCAUCGUGAGGCGAGACAUGCAAAAAUUAAAAGACGAACUCUCAAUGACGCCGGAGCAAUUGGAGAUCGUAUUUGAUACAUUGGAUGUCGAGCAAAAGGGUUACCUCACACUUCAUCAAUUUUUGGAAAAGUUCAAAGACACAGCACCAAUGAAUUUUCGGAAUAAUCGAUGGAAGGAGCAGCAAAAUAUUGUUUCGUUCAAAUGUUCUUACACUGAAGACAUCCAAACACUUUUGCAAACAAUUAAAGACACAAAUAUGAUUAAAUUGAGCAUAGGACAUUUAGAGAACAUAUGCAAGGCAGCCUCUCAAACGGAACCAGACAAUGCAGUUUCGGUGGGCCGCGUCGAAGCCUUUCUCAGAGCGCUCAACAUGGACCUUAUGAAAAUUGUCGAACGCGACAAAGAACUGGAAGAGAUGCUACAGAGCCGCGAGAUCCAACACCAAAACAACAUGCAAAAACUUUUCGAAGAACUUGAAUCGCAUUUCCGCGAAGAGCAAGAAAAGACCAAACUUGAAGACCAAAGAAAGUUUCGGUCAGAACUAACUGCGUUGGAAAACGAACUGGCCGACAAAGAGGAAAGGUUCCGAGCUGCUGUGUCAACUAGACAGGAAUUUGCGGGACAGCUAGUGGUGGCCCAACAACGUGAACUGGCGGUUAUGGCGGAAAACGCUGAACUUAUCGAAACUCGUGAAAGGCUGAUGAACGAAUUGGAUAUGGAACGAGCCAAAAUCUCUCGGUUAGAGGAAAUCAUUGAGAGGACCAAUGCAGAGUCUGCCGCAAACAAUGAGAAACAUUUCAAACAAGGGUUCUACGUGGCGAAAAAUUUGGUCUCUCUAAAAGAAGAAGGACUUUUGCAACAGUUAGAAAUCCUACAAGACAUGAAAAACGUCUUGUUAAACUAAUGCUCAGGAGGAGUCAUCAUCAGUGCAAUCGACUCAUGUUACACUAUUUAAUUAUACCAUUGAUAUGUUCUAUAUAAUACACAUCAACAUAGACUCAAUAAUAAUAUAGCGUCGACAA
Melanaphis sacchari is the source of this 1366-nucleotide messenger RNA. Its product is annotated as EF-hand calcium-binding domain-containing protein 4A-like. The record is from RefSeq and is a predicted model, not a curated record. Lineage: Eukaryota; Metazoa; Arthropoda; Insecta; Hemiptera; Aphididae. The coding region runs from base 289 to 1248 and encodes 319 amino acids. Gene Ontology annotation, molecular function: calcium ion binding. The transcript is spliced from 8 exons.